This is a messenger RNA of Sphaerulina musiva SO2202, 4814 nucleotides long. Its product is annotated as Syja_N-domain-containing protein. The transcript has 3 exons. Gene Ontology annotation, molecular function: phosphatidylinositol-4-phosphate phosphatase activity. The record is from RefSeq and is a predicted model, not a curated record. Lineage: Eukaryota; Fungi; Ascomycota; Dothideomycetes; Mycosphaerellales; Mycosphaerellaceae. Gene Ontology annotation, cellular component: endoplasmic reticulum. Gene Ontology annotation, biological process: phosphatidylinositol dephosphorylation. Bases 122 to 2956 code for a protein of 944 amino acids.
GUCGAUCAUCAUGUGGCUGCGCUGCUGCUCUUUCCCACUCACGCACCACGCGCGCAGAAAUGUCCACAUCGAUCACAACAUCUCCAGGCCAAGGUACAUAGGUACCUAGUCUACAAUCACGAUGCCCGGCCUAGCGAGAAAGCUGCUGGUAUUUGCUGCUGUCGACGGUCUGUUCGUUCAAGCGGCGGGUCAACGAGUGGCAGAGGACCGGAACGCUGGAGUGCGGAUAGCAUACGGUGGAAGCAACACGAUCACGACGGCACGCGAGCAGAAUGAGACCUUGGAAGGCGCUUCGCUAGAGGCUCAUGGCAUCGUUGGCCUGCUGAAUCUGGUCUCACAAAGCUAUCUUGUCACGAUCACGAAGCGUCAGCAGGUCGCACAUAUUCGCGAGAGGCCGGUAUUCAGGAUCACCGAUGUGUCACUGAUACCGCUAUCAUCCAGAGCGGAGGCCGCAACCGCUAUCAGUGAAGCACAGAAGCGCCUUCGUCCUGGCAGUGGCAGCGAUGAGGGUGAAGAUGAUGAGACCAGUACGAUAGGAACAGAGCCGGGAGAGCAGGCACAGGAACACUACCCAGAGAAUGGUGCUGAUGCGCUGGAGCCGUCCAAGGAGGACACGGUCAGGAAAAACACAAUGCAGGAUGUGAUACAGACCAAGGGCAAAUUUGCACGCUAUGCAACCAGCUGGUUUGGCAAGACUGGCACUCCGGCCAAUUCCAAGUCGUCGGAGAGUGGUAAGACAAUUCCACAGGAGCAGGCCAGGCAGGAAGGAGAGGACCAGCUGGACGUAAGAGAACGCGUCGAGGAUGUCCAGAGUAGGUCAAGUACCGAGAAGCGUCGACAGACUGCCGUUGACUUUUUGGCACCUCGCAUCCUCAGGAACGCCAGGCUGUACUUCAGCUCGAGCGGGUUCUACUUCUCCUACGACCACGAUCUGUCUCAUGCACUGGGCCGAGCUCCCCAAGUAUCCUCCUCAAUGCCCAUGUGGAAGCGAUUUGAUAAUUUGUUCUUCUGGAACCAACAUCUGAUCAAGCCCUUCAGCCACGCUGGACAAGACAGUCUUGUCUUGCCAUUGAUACAGGGCUUUGUGGGCCAGCGAGCCUUCUCCAUAAUGCUGGCAAAUGACCAGAGCGUCCUGACUGAAGCCGAUGGCACUGAGCUGACUGACUUCUCUCAGAGUGAAACAGCCAAGGAUGCCAUCAACCAUGACUUUCUUCUCACUCUUAUCAGUCGGAGAUCCGUGAAGCGUGCCGGGCUUCGAUAUCUGCGACGAGGCAUUGAUGACCAAGGUAAUGUGGCGAACAGUGUCGAGACUGAACAGAUUCUAUCUGGCCAAGUGAACGACAGCACGGAGAAGUUAUUCUCACUCCUGCAAUAUCGAGGCUCGAUGCCUUUAUUUUUCUCGCAGAGCCCGUACAGCUUCAAGCCCGCGCCAGUACUCUUUGGUAGCGAGGCAACCAACCAGGCAGCCUUUCGGAAGCACUUCCAAUCCCUCGUGGAUCGGUAUGGCGACAUGCAGGCUGCCUCGCUGGUUGACAAACACGGUACGGAGGUUGGUAUUGGAGCCGUCUACGAGAACAUGGCGAAUACUUUGAACGAGAAAGGCGGCAUCAAUGGGAAAUCAAUCGGCUUCGAAUGGUUUGACUUCCACGGAGAGUGCAAAGGCAUGAAGUUUGAGAAUGUCUCGAUAUUGAUGCACACCCUCGACAAGUUCUUGACCUCGUCAGGCUGCACGAUCGAGCAAGAUGGAAAGGUCGAGCAGAAGCAGAGCGGCGUCUUGAGAACAAACUGCAUGGAUUGCCUUGAUCGCACGAAUGUCACCCAAUCCGCAGUAGGGGCGUGGGCUCUACAGCAACAGCUUGCGCAACUGGGGUUGGACAUUGACCUGGAGAGUGAUCCCAAAACGCAAUGGUUCAACACUCUGUGGGCUGAUAAUGGUGAUGCCAUCUCGAAGCAAUAUGCUGGCACGUCCGCACUCAAAGCAGACUUCACGCGAACGAGAAAGCGGAAUUGGGCGGGCGCUUUGUCUGAUUUGUCUCUCACGAUCAAUCGCUACUACAACAACAUUUUCGGCGAUUACUUUUUGCAGGCUAACAUUGACUACUUUCUGGGCGCUCUGCCUUCGGUUUUUGAAGAAUUUGAGACCAAUAUGACCACGCAAGACUAUGCCCUCGACAUGAAUGUCAUUCGGCAGAAUGCAAUCGAUACUAGCGAGAAGAUUGUACUGGGAGAUGACGAAAAUCUCAUCUCGGCUUGGACGCUGAGUUCUCCCCGAAGGGCAAACACUUUGCGAUCUUUGCCGUUUGAGGAGUGUGUGGUGUUGCUUACAGAUGAAGCACUAUAUCACGUGCGCUUCGAUUGGAACACAGACAAGGUUGGGUCCUUUGAGAAGAUAUGUUUGCUGGACAUUCGAGAAAUCUGGCGUGGACCUUAUAUCACGUCUGCGUUGGGUCCGAUCCAUCUUGAUCCGUCUAAGAACUAUGGCUUUGCGCUCAGAUAUACGUGCGGGUCAUCCUCCCUUGUGCCGACAAACACGCGUACACUCGGUACUUCUCCGGAUGACGCUGAAGCUGCGUCUGAAGGCGAGGGAGUCGAGCAUGAGAGUAUCGAACAAAAGCACAUAGCAGAUGACAGCAAUCGCGGGAAUCACACAGUACCCAAGGUUGGUGAUACGCGGAUGCUGGCUUUCAAGGCGCUACCUCCAGGCCACAUGAAGGCAGAUACCAAAGCGGAUAACCGUGCAAAUCUGGGCUCGGUAGAAGCUGUCGUGCGUAUCACAGAGGAGCUGCAGAAAGCGAUCCGUGGCGCGAGAAAAGUGGACAGUGGAGGUAGCUCCGAAGAGACCAAGGACGAAUUCCAUGUUCAGGAACACGAUAUCAUCUCCGCAGCUGAGGCGAAGAAGAGCACGUCUUACGUGGAGAGUCUGGGAUAUACGUUGAAGAAGCUGGUGUGGUCAUAGCAUAUGGCAAUCGGAGUGUCAUGGCGUCAAGGAAGAGGAUAGCUUCCAUGUUUGACAGAUGGAGCGGGCUUUGGUGAGUCUUGAAAUUUUCUACGUAGUGCGCAUAAUAUUUGUGCAUCGCCAGAUUGAUCGACAAGACAGAAGCAUGUAGGAGGUAGGAUUGGCAGGCCAAGCCUCGCAAAGGACGUAAAAGUGUGGACUUCACUUAUGAGUAAUACUAUAGACUAAGAGGUGCGCGAACAUUCACGCGUCAAUCUCGCGAUUCACUCUCAGCCAACGAAGCUAUAACGAACGUGGUUUUCGCAAACAAUCACGUAACGAGGGACUUCGCCGUAGCUUCCUUAUACGAACCACCUUCCCCUUCGCGCCUGCUUCGAAAAACGAAACCCUUCACCACUCCCACAGCAACCCCAAUUGUAUACUGUCAUCUGCACACUCGUCGCCGCAAGAGUUAUGCCGCGCUGCUACCUCGAGCCCACUGGCGACCACGACGACGAAGGCCUCGAUGCCGUCCGUCUGUGGCUCACAGGCUUCAUUACCGCCGACGACGACUUCUUCACCAACCCGCCUCCUCGCAUUGAAGACUUGCAUUCGGGUUUGAUAUGCGCCGUCAUGGAGAUCAAAGUCCGCCUCGACCCCCAGCUUGAAUACGUCGUCAACACCGCCCUAGAAGCUCAAUGCAGUAUCGAACUCGACCCGGCGUCUUUUUGGUCGAAGCGGAAAUUCAAUGUAGAGGCGUUGGAACGUAUUCGCGAACCGGGAAUUCGAGCUCUCAACCGGCGGCUGACAAUGAGGCAUUUGGAAGACGCGAGAAGUGAAAUCGGAUGGGUGAAUCAUGAAAUUAGGAGGCUGGAGGUGCAUUGUGAUGUGGCGUCGAAAUUGAUUGGUGCCAAGGUCAGGAGUAGCUUUUCCUAUCGGCCGACGGAGAGGGUGGAGGGUUUGAAGCGUGCGCUGGUGCCGGAUGUGGAGAGAGAUGGGUUAGUGUUGAGGAAGGAAAGGGGAAGGAAGAAGGGGGAUGAGAGUGAGGAUGAGGACGAGGAUAUGUUGGAUCAUGAUGUCGAUGCGGAUUUGGAUGCUGAGAGGAGGGAGAGAAGCCGGACGCCCGAGCCGGGAGAGACGAGUGAGUACGAUGAUUAUGACUUGAGCGAGGAGGGGGAAGUGGGAGAGGAAGACGCUGCCAUGAGUUACGAAGUUGAAGAGGACAAGGAGAAUGUGUCUAGAGGCAGGGCAGACAGUGUUGUGCAUGGGUCAUGGGGAGAUUUGAGGAUAUGAAGUGCUACUAUAAGCGGUCUUUCAAGUGUCUGGUCUAAACAUUCGAAGAGAGGCAGAACGCAGUUCACUUCAUCACUGAGUACUCCGUUAGCACCAGAGUGAGCCUGCUCGGUACAGCGUGAACGAAUACUAUACGACAAUGAAGUUACUUGACAACAUCCACCUUUCCUUUUCAGCGGCAGAAAAAAAAAAACCAGACUCAACUCGCCAAAUCAUAAUGCAUGCUGCCGCACAUACUCACACAACACAAUCCCCGCCGCAGUCUGCACAUUCAAACUCCUCGUAAUCCCCACCUGAGGAAUUUCCACCAACAAAUCACACUCGGCCAACACAACCGCAGGAAUCCCCUCCCGUUCACUCCCCACAACCAACACACAUUUCUCCGGCAACACACACUCUUUCGACCCCAAAAUCGCCGACCGAUCCGUCUGUUCAAUCCCCACAACAUAAAACCCACCUCCAUCUUCUCGUUUUUUCGCCGCGAGAAAUUGCGCAAGAGAAGCCGGUGGCAGGGGUUGAAUAUCGAGAUGAAGAUGCGAAGAGACGGAAGUCGAAGUGAAAUCUUUGGACGAUGUGGUGAGGCGCG